Molecule: messenger RNA, 1722 nt
Organism: Peronospora belbahrii
Lineage: Eukaryota; Oomycota; Peronosporomycetes; Peronosporales; Peronosporaceae
Source: the annotation of a GenBank genome assembly
AUGAGCCAGCGUUUUCCAAUCCAGUCAAUGCCUCAGUUUGAAGUGACUGAAUUAGAGCAUCAGGCUAGCAGGGAAUUUAUGCAGCAACUACUACAUCACACGAUUCGAGAGUUUGAGUUUAAUUCUUAUCACAAUAAUGGCAUCGUAGAUGCUAGGCGGUGGAAAUUGCAAACACACCGUGGUGACAUUGAGUUGUACCGUGAGCGCAAAGUUGGCGUAACUGGUGGCAGUUUAUUUAAUUCAGCGCGUCAUUGCCGACUUGAUCUACCUCUCUUUUCGUCUACAGUUGAGACAUUGGCGUCACCAACCAUGCUACUUACAGGUUAUGCCCAUGGACGUGUUGAGGAUGCUAUGAGCGCAGUAGUGACCGAGAGCCAGCACGAUAUGGCUCUUGCAGUCAAGUUCAAGCACCAAGAUGUAGCCGACUGUGCCAUACUCAAGACGUUGGAGCCGCCGACUCAAUCCCAUCCAUUUCACUACCUCGGCUUAAAAUUUUUUGCUCGAAAGUCUCCAACCGAAGGGCUCUUGUUUAAACACCGACACAGUGUCUACCUCGAGUUUAGCGGAAUUACCCAUACCAGCAAAGGAGAGCAGAUCGGCUUUCACCUAAUGCAUUCGGUCGAACUUCCGAUGUUCCCUGACUUAAGUGAUUACAACUCGAUCCGCGCACUGCAAUCGACUCGGUAUAUCUACCGACAGAAGAGCAACAAAAUGGUCGAGCUGUUCAUGCUAGGCAAUAUGAACAUCUCUGGUCACAUCUUCAAGCCGUUGGCCAACAAAUUUACGGUCGAUCUGUUCUUCGGUGUCACACGGCUGCUAGAGCUGGCCGAAGUGCGUCGUCUUUCCCAGAUGGCGCAUAAGCAGCGAAAUUUCGGCGUCAACAUCGCCACUGGGAGCGGAACACCGGCGUGUAACGUGUGCACUCGCAGUGCUGCUAAGCACAAAUUGGUGCGCUGCCACUUGUGCGGAAAGGAUGCGUGCAGGAAGUGUACAAAUACUAAGCGCGUCUUUGUGAGCGACAAUUCUGGUAUUCUUGGAAACUUCAUGAAAGUGCCGGCAUGCCAGACUUGUGUCCGGCGAGCCAACACCGGCACCUUUGUGUCCCCAUAUGAACGCGUCCUACGUACUCCCGUCAGUGAGCUAAAGUUUGACUUUCACAAGCCCAAACCCAAUAAACUGCUGCAAUGUACCGAUCCGAAACAUUCCGUGCGCGCUUUAGAAAGGCAUCGCGGCACCUACCCAUCUGAAUCUCUCUAUGUCCGUGAAUCUGCGCACUACGCGUCAAGUUUACCGAUGGCAUCGAAGCUCACCCAGCAAAAUGAAGAGGACAUUGUUGACCCAUUUCUCACAGCCUAUCAAAGGACGAAGCGCAUCACAGGAGAAAAUUUCGAUUUCAGUCAAGAUUCCAACCAUGUCGAAGCCCAUCUGACCCGACCUCGCUCACGCACACGUGCUUCAAUUUCAUCUCAAACCGAUUCUUGCCUCUACAGCGUACUGCCCCCCAAACCAAGAACAAGCAAGGAUCCGCAAAUGUCAUCGAAUAUGUCGUCUGCAGAAUGUGCGAUGAUGACUCGCCUGUUUGAGUUAAGCAAAAUAGCUGCAGACACAUCCGCGACAGCACGUCUGAACGGCAUCUACUGUGAGCAACAUUGGCAGAAAGAGCUGGAGAUGGAGGCCAGCCGCUCUCAAAGUCAUCGCACUACUGUCACCGCAUGGGUCUAA